Adineta steineri is the source of this 1095-nucleotide messenger RNA. NCBI's taxonomy places the organism in Eukaryota, Metazoa, Rotifera, Eurotatoria, Adinetida, Adinetidae. The record is from the annotation of a GenBank genome assembly.
AUGAUGUAUUACAAAAGUUCAGCAAUUAUCUUUUUUAUAUGGAUAAUAUUGGUCGAACAAUGUAUUUCAUUUCCUCAUCUAGCUUCGAAACUGGGUUUAAAGUGUAAUCAACCAUCAGACCAUCCUUUUAUACCUCCAGGUCCAAAUGAUAUUCGUGGUCCUUGUCCAGGUUUAAAUACAGCAGCAAAUCAUGGUUAUAUUAAUCGCACUGGAAUAACAAAUUUUGAUGAAUUAGUCACAAUGCAACAAGACUUGUAUAAUUUUGCUUCUGAUACAGCUAUAGUAUUAACUACACUUGGCGUUGCACUCGAUGGUGAUCCAAUUACAGGUAAACUAUCAAUUGGUAGACAAUCAUCAGAUGUAUCUAGUAAUUCAACAACACCUCCUGGGUUAAAUGGACACAAUAGAUUUGAAGGUGAUGCAUCGUUAACAAGAAAUGACUUUUAUUUAGCAAAUGGUAAUAACUUUUUGUUUAAUGGUACAUUAUUUAAAAUGAUGUAUGAUAGAGCACGAGAAAAUAAUGAUUUAUUUGACUGGGAGGCUAUGGCUCAGUUUCGUUAUGAUCGUUAUCAACAAUCAAAAGCAGAAGAUGGACAGUUUGUUUUUGCACCGCCAGCACUUUUACUUUAUGGUGCUGCUUCAUUUGUUUAUGAAGUAUUUCCAAAUGGAACAGAUAUGGUACCACGAUUAAAUGUGAUUUCACCAUUUUUUGGUGCACAAAAAACAGAUUGUGGAGAAUGGAGAGGAGUUCCAGAAAGAAUUCCAUGUAACUGGGUUAAACGAAAAACACCAUAUUCAUUAGUCAAUGUUAGCGAACAGAUGUUAAAGUUAUUUCUGGCAAACCCAGUUUUAUUUGGAGGUAAUAAUGGGACACGAAAUUCAUUCACAGCAUAUCCUCAACAACUAGAAACUAAUAACCAAACAGUUAGUGGAACUGCAUGUUUCAUAUAUCAAGGCAUUUUAUCAGCUACAUCAUUAGAAGUAGAUGCCGGUGUUACUGAGGCAGUACCGGUUCUCAAUUAUUUAAUUAAAAAGUUAGAUCCAAUAUUUGGUGAUCAAUUCGGUUGUCCAUCAACUAAAUUUAAUUUAACAUAA